This is a messenger RNA of Neolamprologus brichardi, 1804 nucleotides long. It is a transcript of the gene drc3, whose product is annotated as dynein regulatory complex subunit 3. Gene Ontology annotation, cellular component: cilium. The record is from RefSeq and is a predicted model, not a curated record. NCBI's taxonomy places the organism in Eukaryota, Metazoa, Chordata, Actinopteri, Cichliformes, Cichlidae. Gene Ontology annotation, molecular function: protein binding.
UGUUGCUAUGUAACUGAGCGUAAACAAAAGGGAGUGUAAAGUGAUGCCAAGUCUGUCUCCGGUCACAAAACAGCAGCAUGAGCUCGGAAUAUAUUAUCUCUGAGCCCACGUCGAUGGACAAAGAGAUCCUGCAGCAUGCUGUGCAGGAACAGUUUAAACCAGAUCACAUCCUGCGUUUUCCAGAUGCGAGCCAAAUCCACUUUAAUGAAGUCGAGAAAUUAAGACUGGAGUACAAAAACAUCCUGAGGAUUGAUCACUUAUGGGACUUCUCAUCUUUGUCCAAACUUGAGUUAAAUAACAAUGCUAUAGAGAAGAUCCAGGGACUGGACCAUCUGAUUAAUCUGACGUGGCUUAAUCUGUCAUUCAACAAGAUUGAGAAAAUAGAGGGUCUGGAGUGUGUGCAAAAGCUUGAAGUGCUGAAUCUAUCCAACAACAAAAUCUCUGUCAUUGAAAAUAUGGACACACUUGAGAACCUAACUCAUUUCUUCAUUUCAAACAACCUAAUUGGACAGUUGGAUAAUGUGCUCUACCUCAGGAAGUUCAAGAACCUGGCAGCGUUCAACCUGUUUGGAAAUCCUUUCCUAAAUGAGGGUGAUUACAGAUUUUUCAUCGCUGCCUACUUUCCAAAGUUGAUGUUCCUAGACUCCAGAAUACUUGACCAGAAGACAAGAAAGGAAGCAACUAUCAAAUAUCACUAUGUCCUUGAGAAAAUGAGACUUGAAGAGCUGGGGCUACACCAGGCUGAUGAGGCUCGACAAAGACACGAAGCUGAGCUAAAAUUACACCGAGUACUAUCUUUUUUUUGUGAGUCAUCUGUUGAUUUGUAUACAUACAGUCUGACACUUAUGUUUUCUUUUUUGUUGUUUUUUGUGCAGGAUGCCUUUGUGGAGUUCCUUAAUGGCUCUUCUCUGUUUAGGACCAUGUUUAAAGAUGAUCCAAAAGCACAAACACUGCACUGUGCACCAGGAGUGGAUUCUCUGAUUCAAAGAUUUGAGCACCAAAUGGGAGAGCUGUGUACACAGUUAUUUGAAAGGGGCUUGGCUGAGCACAAACGAAGGGAGACAGAGGUGAAGUCUUUCUUCAGUUGCCAAGAAAAGGCUGUGACAGACUGCCAGGAGAAGGCAUCGCAGAUGUUAGCAAAGUUUAAUCAUGAACACAAAGAGCGGACAGAAGAGUUGCAGCAGUUAUCAGACCCAGAAGUACGCAAAGUCAAGAUUGACCACUGCAAUGAUGAAAUUAACCGGCUCUGUAAAAACCUCAUGACACUGGAGUUUCAGCUGGUCAGCGAGAUGGAGGAGAAGAUCAAAACUUUUGAGAGCAGAAUCUCAGACAUGGUUAAACACUUCAGUGAAAUCGCACAGGGGAUGUUCUCCCACUGUCGAGAUCUUGAAGAUGACUAUUAUCAGAAGAUGCAAAUAGUUGCUGCUAAAAUCUUGCAGACAGGGGCCAGAGACGCCCGGAAGGAGGACUUGCCAGAUGAUGUUAUAAUGCUGUUUGAAGACAGAGAUGCAGUGAUAGAUGCACUGGCCACAGCCCAUGAUAACCACCUCCUGAAGAUCAAUGACCGAGAGACUCAGCUGACUACAGGCAUCAGUGCCUGGAAGGAGGCCCUCAUUAAGGGGAUACGAGAUGAGGAACUGAAGCGGAACCGCAUGAACAUCUCAGACAUCCACAGAUAUGUGGAUAAUUUGAGGGAGCAGCAGGAGGAGUUGAUAUAGUGAAAACCACUUGGCGGCCUCAAGAACACUUCAAAAACCACUGUCAGUUCAAUUCAAUUCAAUUCAAUUCAAUUUUAUUUAUAUAG